Messenger RNA from Striga asiatica, 474 nucleotides. Lineage: Eukaryota; Viridiplantae; Streptophyta; Magnoliopsida; Lamiales; Orobanchaceae. The record is from the annotation of a GenBank genome assembly.
AUGCAUUCUCAAUUUUUUCUCACUUCACCUCAUGAAACCACUGCCGCCGUGGUGCAAAUUCCUCGGCCGCCCCUAGUGUUCGCCGGCGCGACCGACAAAACUGGGGAGGAGGACUUUCUCGAUUGCAGCUACAAGCCUAUAGAUCAGAGCUUCAACGUCGACUCUAUAACUCCAUCUCGAUUUCAAAUGUUAUCAAUGGUGGAUGGCGUAAUAUGGAAAUUUGUGAACACUGGUCCCAUGAUAUAUGGACAAAUUCAUAUGAUUGAUGAUCAGGACUUGGGCUUCUUUGCCAACUUUCUCGGCAUCUUCAUAUUCGUGCUGGUCAUUGCUUACCAUUAUGUCAUGGCGGACCCUAAAUACGAGGGACAACUUGGAGAUAAGUUUGGACCUCCAUUUAAUCCGAAGUUUUCUUUUGUUUUGGCAUUUUCUACGUUUUGCAUUGAUCUAAUUCUUGCCUACUUUGAUCUGGAAUGA